AUGUCUUCUCAAUCUCCUCUACCAAUUCAUUUGUGUUUCUUCCUCAUCAUCCUCUUCAUGUUCGUAAGUUUCUCAUGGUAUUCCAAUUACGAAUCUAUGUUCGAGGGUGCAUUCGAUCAUCUGAAGCUGUUUUUCAUAGCCUCGCCGGUGCUGCUACUGGUGGUUCUGCAUAUUAUCUCCACCUUCGACACCACCGGCCGUUCUCCCUUCUUUGUGCCGGAUAAUGAUUCUCCGACUGCUGGGACUCCUUGGGGCGUUGGUUUGGUUCUUGUGCUUCUCUUCUUCUUGCUUUCUUACCAGUCUGAUCUCAGGGAACGGUGGUUUCCGCUUCUUAGCUGA
Messenger RNA from Lactuca virosa, 339 nucleotides. The record is from the annotation of a GenBank genome assembly. NCBI's taxonomy places the organism in Eukaryota, Viridiplantae, Streptophyta, Magnoliopsida, Asterales, Asteraceae.